AUGGCCAAAAAAGGCGGCGGGCAGGCUAUCGGCCGUGAAUGGGGCUGCAAGAUAUGCAAGACGACAGUCCCGAAAGGCACGUUCGGCAACCAGGCCAAGCUGAUGGCUCACCAGCGCACUGUCAGCCAUUGCCACUGCCCAGGAUGCGACCUCUACUUCAAGACCAGGGAUAAACACGUCGCGCACCUCCGCCAACCGCCCAAGGCGUACCAGGAGUUUCGGGCCACACAAGCUGAGGCCGAGGAAUCGGGCCCGGGCUCAGUGCCGGCGACCUGGCGCGGCCACGGCGACCACGAGUGCGGCAAAUGCCACCACGACUACCCUGACGCAAACAUGCUGCGCUACCACUGCUGCAGCUGCGACAAGGUCUACCGCGCCGAGGUGGGCCUCAACAACCAUCUUGCCACUGACCCCAAGCAUGCAGCGGACACGUCGGCGGCGGAAAAGGCCGCCUUGAUGUCUCAGCACUCUUGCCCCAUCUGCCUCGAGGCGUUUCAGAAGCUCCGGAAGCUCCGCGCCCACAUCCGCCAAAACCACGAAACUGUCCGAUGUCCUCUUGGUUGCGGCGACGCCUUCUCAACACCACAGGACCUGGUCAACCAUUGGCGUCAUGGCCGGUGCAUUCGGGCCAGGUCAUCGCUCGUCGCCGCUCAGGCAGCCGCAGAGCGCAGCCGCAGUGCCAACCACGGUGUGCAGAUGGAGGGCGUCGAUAAAGGUGGCGACGGAGCGCAACAGUGGCUUAUCGGGCUGUUCGAAGAGGCGGUGCGAAAGGAGCGGGCGGUGAACGAUAUCGCCGACAUCAUGCAGAGGCUGCAGUUGUUGCCAGCUGAAGAGCCUGGAGAUGUGCAAGAACUUGAUGCGGCUCUUGACGACAAUGACGACGCGUCACAGCGGGCAAUCAUCGACCUCUCUCGGUACCACAGCCUGGUUGCCCAGGCAAAGGCACUUUCCAUCAGCUCAUGA
Gaeumannomyces tritici R3-111a-1 is the source of this 963-nucleotide messenger RNA. RefSeq lists its product as hypothetical. NCBI's taxonomy places the organism in Eukaryota, Fungi, Ascomycota, Sordariomycetes, Magnaporthales, Magnaporthaceae. Gene Ontology annotation, biological process: regulation of transcription by RNA polymerase II. Bases 1 to 963 code for a protein of 320 amino acids. The transcript has 2 exons. Gene Ontology annotation, cellular component: chromosome. Gene Ontology annotation, molecular function: chromatin insulator sequence binding. The record is from RefSeq and is a predicted model, not a curated record.